Messenger RNA from Paramecium octaurelia, 932 nucleotides. The record is from the annotation of a GenBank genome assembly. Lineage: Eukaryota; Ciliophora; Oligohymenophorea; Peniculida; Parameciidae.
AUGAAAACAAUCAUAUUCAUCUUCAUCUCACUCACAAUAAUCACUUCAACUCCAUUAACAUGUUCAGAAGCUUUGACAACCACUGAUUGCACAAAUAUAAUCAAUGGAAUGUAAUACAAUCCCAUUUAUCAUAGUCAUGAAUGUACUUGGUAUGAGAAUUAAUGUUAAUUCAAAACCUGCUAAAAUUCAUAAAUUCCUUGCGAUGGAUUAGUCUACUAAGGAGAACUCUGUUCCAAUUCUUAAUAAGGAUGCUAAUCAGUCAAGGAAUGUUCAGAUAUUGACAAUUAAGAAUCAUGUUCUACUCUCAGACCCUAAGGAGUAGAAUGUCAUUGGGAUCAAUCAUGCGUUGUCAAAACUUGUUCGCAUAAUACUAAAUCAAAUUGCAAAUUAACCAAUUCAGAGAAAUGCAUUUAUUAGAAUGACAAAUGCUCAUCAAUUAACUAAUGUUCUGAUAUAAUUGAAAAAUCAAGAUGCUUGGUGUCUCAAAUCUAAGGAUUGAAUUGCAUUUGGUCUAAUGAUUAAUGUCUUACAAAUACUUGCAAAGCCAUCCUAAAUAAGGUAUUUAGUAAAUAUUAUAUUUUUAGGAAGAAUGUUUUAAAAGUGUUAGAAAUUCAGAAAAAUGCUUUUACACUCAAAAUAGAAAUGACGACAAUCAUUGUUUGAGUUGCUCAUAAUUGACUGAAGAAUGCAAAUGCAAUGAAUACAGUAUUUUUGGAUGUGAAUGGUAAAAUGACUCUUGCUUAGAGACUUCAUGUAAUUAAUAUACCAAUCAGAUAUCAUGUACUCAUGAAUCAGAAUGUGUUUGGUAUAAACCAAUGAAUAAAUGCGUGUCUAAUUAGGAAGCAUAUGAAUAUGACAGAGCCUGCGACAUUUAUAUAUAUGGUUCUAUUUUACACAUUUGCGCACUCUUGAUUCUAAUAGUUCUUUGGUGA